This is a messenger RNA of Oryzias melastigma (Indian medaka), 4350 nucleotides long. It is a transcript of the gene satb2, whose product is annotated as SATB homeobox 2. The transcript is spliced from 14 exons. The coding region runs from base 425 to 3088 and encodes 887 amino acids. Gene Ontology annotation, biological process: chromatin remodeling; regulation of transcription by RNA polymerase II. Gene Ontology annotation, molecular function: RNA polymerase II cis-regulatory region sequence-specific DNA binding; DNA-binding transcription factor activity, RNA polymerase II-specific. NCBI's taxonomy places the organism in Eukaryota, Metazoa, Chordata, Actinopteri, Beloniformes, Adrianichthyidae. The record is from RefSeq and is a predicted model, not a curated record.
UCCUCCCUCCAUCAGUCAGGAUCGACACUGCUGCCACUGAUUGGAGACGCAGGAACUGAAAGUCACCCGCGGCUGCGCGCUCCUCUGCCGCGACUCCCGCUCCUCUCCACGCGUCCGCCGACAAACCCCACGCACUCACACAGGAAGCGCUCCGGUCCGGUCCGGGACCUCCGAGCCCACGGCUGACAUCCAUUCGCGCUCCCCGCGACCUCGCGCGCUCACAAACAGGGCUCACGGGGGUCUGUGGAUCUCCGGUCCGCCUCCGGGUCCAGAGCGGGAUCUGCGGGAUCCGAACCGACACUCCACCCUGGAUUCUCUCUUGCUGACCCAUGGACAGAGCCUCAGCAGCGGCCAGCAGCGCCACAGGCACGCGGUGAACAACUCCUUCUCUCUGGGUGAGGCUCCUUUAGGGGUGUGGAGGAGGAUGGAGCAAGGAGGAGAGAGUCCCGUCUCCCAGGGCAGUCCCGAGCAGAAAAGCAGCAGUCCAGACCUCAGCAAUGCCCCCCCACAGGGAAAAAGGAGUCGACUGGAGCUCAAUGGGAGCCCCACUGGGCCACGAAUGCGCCACAACGGAGCUCUUCCACGUCCGCUUGGAGGUCUGUUGAUUCCAGUCUUCUGCGUGGUGGAGCAGUCAGACGGAGGAGUUCAGACGGAUGGAUGUGAGGGACGGGAAGAGCAUGCAGAGUUUGUGCUGGUCAGAAAGGACAUUCUUUUCUCUCAGCUGGUGGAGACGGCUCUGCUGGCCCUCGGCUACUCACACAGCUCUGCUGCACAAGCCCACGGCAUCAUCAAAGUGGGGAGGUGGAACCCCCUUCCCAUCCACUUCCUGACUGACGCCCCAGAAGCCACGGUUGCUGACAUGCUGAUGGAGGUGUACCACAUGGUCACGCUGCGCAUCCAGCUGCACAGCUUCUCCAAGCUGGAGGACCUGCCCUGGGAGCAGUGGAACCACGCCACAGUCAGGAACGCCCUCAGAGAGCUUCUGAGGGAAAUGAACCAAAGCACUUUGGCCAAAGAGUGUCCGCUGUCCCAGAGUAUGAUUUCCUCUAUAGUGAACAGUUCGUAUUAUGCCAACGUCUCCACUGCCAAGUGCCAAGAGUUUGGUCGCUGGUACAAGAAGCACAAGAAGGUCAAAGGUGAUUACCUGGAGAAGUCGUGGGCGGGGCGAGACACCGCUGACAUUAAAGUUGAAAGGGACAACAUGGUAGACUUCUGUUUGCUGGGACAGAGACCCCCCCCUCACCUGUCUGGGCUCACUCAGCUCAGCCACCUGAACGCUGGCACCCCCCUGAUCAAAGCGGGGUCAGGCGAAGCUCCUCAGGCCCCCCAACAUCCUCCUCUUCAGCAGCAGCCCUCGCCUCACGGCCCUCUGCACCACAGCCCUCCUCUGCGCUCGGGGCAGGUCCCACCCCCUCCACCUCCGCCCCCACCUGGGGCUCUGCAACCCCUGCUGGGCCCAGGUGGGCUGCUAUCUCCCCAGCUCUCCCCCCAGCUGGUCCGGCAACAGCUCGCCAUGGCCCACCUCAUCAACCAGCAACUAGCCGUGAGCCGCCUGCUGGCCCACCAGCACCCCCAGGCCCUCAACCAGCAGUUCCUCAACCACCCGCCCAUCCCUCGUGGAUCAUCCAAAGGGGGCGACCAUCCCAGCAGUAACCCAACAGCAGCAGAAGUGUCCUCUGAAAUCUACCAGCAGGUCCGAGACGAGCUGAAGAGGGCCAGUGUCUCCCAGGCUGUGUUUGCCCGAGUGGCUUUCAACCGAACACAGGGCCUGCUCUCAGAGAUCCUACGGAAGGAGGAGGACCCUCGCACAGCCUCACAGUCUCUGCUGGUCAACCUGAAGGCCAUGCAGAACUUCCUGAACCUGCCAGAGAGCGAAAGAGACCGGAUCUAUCAGGAGGAGAGGGAGCGCACCAUGAACCCCUCAGUGGGCCUUCCUGCCUCUAACUCCCCCAACGCUGGAGCUCGUCUCUCACAGAAAGUGUGGGACAGGAGCCUGGAUGAGCAGAUCACUCCGGAUUCCUGGGCUUCCAUCUGGAAGAACAAGACCAAGAUAUCCAGCUCUCCCAAGCCCCCCGGCCCGGCUCAGGACCUCUCUCUGAAGCUGGAGUCUCUGGUCAACAUCACAUCAGGCAUCUACGAUGAGAUCCAGCAGGAGAUGAAGAGAGCCAAGGUGUCCCAGGCACUGUUUGCCAAGGUGGCUGCCAACAAGAGCCAGGGCUGGCUCUGCGAGCUGCUGCGCUGGAAGGAAAACCCCAGCCCAGAGAACCGCACCCUGUGGGACAACCUGUGCACCAUCCGGAGGUUCCUGUCGCUACCGCAGCCCGACAGAGACCUGGCAUACGAGGAAGAGUCCCGGCACCAUCACAGCGAGAGGCUGCACACCAUCCUGCACCUGCCGCAUGACACUCAGGCACUUCACAGGCCACCUCCCCCAAUAAAGGAGCACCAUCCUUCGCCUGCGUGUGAGGAGGUGCUGCCCACUUCAGUGAAAGAGGAGAGGUCACAGCCUUUGUUAGCGGGCAGUCAAGGUGGAUGCCCCCCCAGUACUCCAGGGAGCACAGCGAGCAGCAAGAAGCCUCGCUCCCGCACAAAGAUCUCUUUAGAGGCCCUGGGCAUCCUGCAGAGCUUCAUCCAGGAUGUUGGACUAUACCCUGACCAGGAGGCCAUUCACACCUUGUCAGCACAGCUUGACCUCCCCAAGCACACGAUCAUCAAGUUCUUCCAGAACCAACGCUACCAUGUCAAGCACCACGGCCGCCUUAAGGAGCUGGGUGAGGGGGCAGCUGCCAGUGGAGGUGUGGAUGUCAGUGAAUACAGAGAGGAGGAGCUCCUCUCAGGCUCGGAGGACCCCGAGUCCAGCGAGGAUGGAGCCGAGGAGAUCUACCAGACCCCAGAGGGGGGUAGUGUGAGCACAGCAGGGCUGAACCAGCCUCCAUCCUCCUCCAGCUCUUCCUCCAGCCAAGCAUCCUCAGGCAUCAGCAUGGCUCAAGACGAGAGCAGGGACAAGGGCCACGCCCGGCUUGGUGGCGCUCUGGCCCCAGGCAGCACCUCAUCCAGUCCUGGGGAGCAGACAGACUUCCAGAGAUAGAGUCUGACCCACGGGAGAGAGACCGCCAUGAACGACUGGAGGACAGCAAGACGUGGAUGUCCCUGGAGGCACGUUGACCAGGAAGCCGUAAGCCUGAGCAACCACACGGAUGAUUGUUGUCCUCAGAAUCAAGAGUAGGUUUUUACCUCAGCAGCAGGUUGGAGUUCUACUGGGACUUCUUCACAAAACUCAAAUUUCAAUGCAGAUUUGAAGUCCACAUCGCAUGUCUCUGAACUGCAAAUAGAACAUUUCCCCACCAACUCUUGAGGAAACAGGACUUGUCUGACUUGAGAACCUUCUUCAGAAACCAGGAAAACCCCCAGUCCUCAGGACCCCCCCGGACCUCACCUGCCCCGUCAACAACACUCAAAGCUUUAUUUCUUCAACUUAUUGUGCUCAGCACAAUGCUCACAAAGGUCCCCCCCACCCCCCAGAGACACCAAAGUUGGUGGAGGGGGGCAUCAGAGCUCACCCCUUCCUGGUGACAGCCACAGACAUGUUCUGAGAGUAAGUCUGUGAGGGGGACACAGAGAACAAGCAACCUAACAAUAAGUCACUUUAUGUGCAGGAGCCCCCCCCACACACACACACACUUCCUCCCAGAAUUCCAGAGUUCCACCCCCAACCCCAUUAAACUAUUUAUUACUCUAUUUCUUCAUGAUUCCUGCUACCAUUAUUGUUGUUUGAUGGUCAGAGUGGAUGUUCUGUCCUCGUAGGGGGGCUCAGAGCCCAGCCCACAGCCGAGCCAGACGUUACUGAGUGUUAAGAACUGUCCCGUCAUGUUGUGUUCUGAAGCCACUUCUUGUUAUUGUUGUUCCAAAAAUGCUGAGAGCCUUCUCCAUACGAGGCGGCUCAGACAGCGGGGGCCUGCGUCUUCUGCUGCGCUUUGGUGACAAUCCUCGUUUUGAGCCACAAAGGAGAAGUUUCUGUUUUUUUCACCUUUAGUGUGUAAAUACCAACAUGGGUUAAGUGUAAAUGACAUGCUUUACUUCCAUUUUGCUAAUUUUAAAUGUAUGAGCCAGUUUGGAGAAAACGCGACUAUUAAGGAAGACUUCCUGCUUCUGUUGGACGUCCGCAUGUGUGGGCGUGUCCUUAAGUCACAUGUGAGUGCGGCCUAUCACGCUGCUGCGCUCUGACAUGCCUUUCCAUCAUGGCUCCCAAUGACCACAUGUGCUUCUUUGUGUGACAGGAAUCAGGGUUAGGAUCCAGUGAAAUCUUAGUUCAUCUCUGUGUUGAAGUGAAUAAAGAUUUGUAACUUAAAA